GGUUCACAGGAGUAAAUUUAUGAGGACAUAGGACUUGAAGCUUAUAUAUAUAUAUAUAUAUACACACAUUUAUAUAUUUGUAGUUUUCAUAUAUAAAACCAGGAUGGAUAUAAACUUUACUCUCCCAGAGCACAACCUGGCCGGCUUCGGUGCGCUGGCACAGUGCGUUUUUGGGAACAAGUCGCUGUUAUCUGUUGGAAACGACACCGGCGUUUCUAGAAUGGAAGAAGAGGACUUAGAGGUGAACACUGACAUCUACUCUAAGGUGAUAGUUACUGUCAUCUACGUGGCUCUAUUCGCCGUGGGUUCCCUGGGCAACUCUAUCACUCUGUACACCCUGCUGACCAAAAAGACCCUGCAGAACCUACAGAACACCGUGCACUACCACCUGGCCAGUCUGGCCGUGUCGGAUCUGCUCAUCCUCAUCCUGUCCAUGCCCAUUGAGCUCUACAACUUCAUCUGGUUCCACCACCCGUGGGUGUUCGGGGACGCCUUGUGCAGGGGUUACUACUUCCUCCGGGACAGCUGCUCCUAUGCCACCGCGCUCAACAUCGCCAGCCUGAGCGUGGAGCGCUACAUGGCCAUCUGCCAUCCAUUCAAAGCGAAGAGCAUCAUGUCCCGGAGCCGCACUAAGAAGCUUAUCAGCGCAAUGUGGAUCGCGUCUUUCUCGCUCGCCAUUCCGAUGCUGUUCAUUAUGGGCCAAAUCACGCGCAACGGGGAGAAGAUAUGCACCACUAUUGUCUCUGCUGUCACUAUGAAGACCGUCCUGCAGGUAAAUGCAUUCCUGUCCUUUGUGGUACCUAUGGUUGCCAUUUCCGUGCUGAAUGGGGUCAUAGCCAAUCAGCUGCUGCGGAUGUUCCGAGAAGCCGAGCAAGAUAACCGUAUGUCUAUAACCAGAGGAAAUCCCACCAUGCUAAACAUUACAUUGGAAUCCAACCGCGCCCAGUCGCUUCGCCAUGGAGUUCUUGUCCUCCGAGCUGUGGUCAUAGCCUUUGUGAUCUGCUGGCUACCCUACCAUGCUCGUCGCCUCAUGUUUUGCUACAUCUCCAACUGGUCAGAUGACUUGUACAACUUCUACCACUAUUUCUACAUGUUAACCAACGUGCUGUUCUAUGUCAGCUCCGCCAUCAACCCCAUCCUCUACAACCUGGCGUCAGCUACCUACCGCCAGGUCUUCUUCCGCAUGCUGCGGUACUUCUUCAUGCCCUGUCGCCACACGCCCAGGAGACAGCCCCACCCCCUGACCCGGCGCUCCAUCAGCAUUUCCAGCAACCACACCAACUCCACCAACAUCAUCAAAGAAACGAUGUACUGAAUGAGCCAAUAUCAUAGCACUAUCUGGUGCUGUCUUGUGGUUACAGGAAGAAACGUCUCUUUAAUGUUGGGUAACGGUGCUUGUUGUGGAACUGUGCUGAUCAUCAUUCGUCCUGGUAAAUCAAGUGCCCACCCAGAGACCACUGUAAUUUGACUGCAGACACUCUGUCUUGUAACUUCAUCCAGCAUUGCAUGAAGUUGUGCCAAAAACGUGAUACCAUAAAACAGAAGGAAAGAAGUACAUGGACAUUUCCAGACAGUAGAAAACUAGCAUAGACAUUUCAUAGAUGUUUAACUGACUGGUUCAAUCAUUCAGUAAAGUGAACAUUUUGUUCAUAUAGUGUUAAGUACAAAACUCCUAAAGUUGUUUCUCUAUAAACAUGGCCUUCAACCAUACUUUCAAUGUAGCAGUAGCCAUGGUUUAACCAUGUUUAUGUCUUAUCUUUGAGCUUCAGUGGAUAAACCUGACUUUGAUGUUAGAUGAAUAAAAGCAGGGUAAAGGGUGUAUAUUACUCUGUAAUUCAAGCAGACAUCUGUAGAGGAAAACCUUUCAUUAUGAACCUUUAACCAUCCUGCAUGUGUUGGUUUUGGUCAAGCUAAAAUGUGUUGCCCAGACUGCAUCUAGCAGGAGGUCCUUGUUGUACAGCCCACCCUCUGAUAUCCAUGGAGGUUUGUUAAUACGCCCACUGGGAGAAUGGUUAUUUCUGACAAUACAUUUUAAUAUUCAUACUAGCCUUUUCAAAACCUUGAGAAAAACAUGGCCAGAAGAGAAGAGGUUUUUAUUAAUUAUUGUAUUUCUCCAUAACUAUGGCAAAUAUUAUACACUUGCUGGAAAUAAAGUCAUUUCUUACCACAGGUGUCUGUAUUUGUUGAAAGAAAUAAUUUAUCAAGUGAAGGACUUCUUGUAGCGCACUCCAGGCAG
Messenger RNA from Girardinichthys multiradiatus, 2236 nucleotides. It is a transcript of the gene ntsr1, whose product is annotated as neurotensin receptor 1 (high affinity). Bases 104 to 1315 code for a protein of 403 amino acids. Lineage: Eukaryota; Metazoa; Chordata; Actinopteri; Cyprinodontiformes; Goodeidae. Gene Ontology annotation, molecular function: G protein-coupled neurotensin receptor activity. Gene Ontology annotation, biological process: neuropeptide signaling pathway. The record is from RefSeq and is a predicted model, not a curated record. The transcript has 4 exons. Gene Ontology annotation, cellular component: plasma membrane.